AUGUCCUCAAAGCCUGACCUCUUUCUACCAGCUUCAAGAUCCAUGUAUAUGCGAAGCGGAAUCCAAGUCCACCCUUUGACCAAAACACUCGCAUGGUUCAUCCGCAGCUCGCCGCACUCGAUCUCACCGCCGGCAUUCUGUAAAGACGCGAUCUUUGACCUGUUGGCCGGCGAAUCCGCGUGUUUCUGCCUGAAUUUGGGACAACCCACCUGCGAAUCCCACUUCUCGAAAGCUUCGAACAGGUCCUUGAAGGGUUCUGGAGUUGAGGUAAUCGAGUCUUUGGACGAUGAUGAUGGGAAUGAGAAUUUGGCGGAUGGGAAUUCAAGAAAGCCUGUGAGGAAGACGAUGAUCAGGGUAAAGCCGAACAUGAACGUUAUUGUUAGGGUGCUGAUGGGUUUCAAUUGCAUAAUGGAAAAACCUGAAGAAGUACAGUACAAAUUUGUCUUGGUCUGUCUAGUCUGUAUGUUUUUCUGA
Striga asiatica is the source of this 474-nucleotide messenger RNA. Lineage: Eukaryota; Viridiplantae; Streptophyta; Magnoliopsida; Lamiales; Orobanchaceae. The record is from the annotation of a GenBank genome assembly.